Messenger RNA from Patiria miniata (bat star), 2168 nucleotides. Its product is annotated as N-acylethanolamine-hydrolyzing acid amidase-like. Gene Ontology annotation, biological process: fatty acid metabolic process. The transcript is spliced from 9 exons. Lineage: Eukaryota; Metazoa; Echinodermata; Asteroidea; Valvatida; Asterinidae. Gene Ontology annotation, cellular component: lysosome. The record is from RefSeq and is a predicted model, not a curated record. The coding region runs from base 201 to 1295 and encodes 364 amino acids. Gene Ontology annotation, molecular function: fatty acid amide hydrolase activity.
AAUAAAUAAAAAAAAAUUGUAACAAGAGAGGGCGCUCGUAUUUUUUCACGAGGCCGAUCGAUCCGAGAGAUGCGAGAGCGAACUUUCGAAGCUCCGCAAAUUGCAGACAGUUUUACUUUUCAGCAGGCGGAAGCACACAUUCAAGGAAAAAAACUUUUAUUCUUCCUUCUUGGAGAUUGUAUUGACAGUCUCUAACAAAAAUGUGGAGGUUUCUGUGUCUGUGGCUCUUCUGCCUCAUCCCGUCGGUCCUGAGCGGGCCCGUCGUGCCGGUGUUGGCCGGGGACUUGCUGCCUCCUCCACGGUACACCGUCGACCUCGACAUGCCGGAAGAGACGCGUUGGCGACCGGUCCUGCAGCACUGGAACAAAACCCAGUAUCGGGAGAUGAUACGAAACCAAGUGCUGCUCAAAGUAAUGUCUCCGGAGCUCUUGGCCCUUCUCAAUGUCUUGGCGAGUCAGAUUGAUUACUUUCUCCCAUCUCCUUAUGCUGGCGAGAUCCGCGGCGUCGCCAACUACUUUGAGAUGGACAUUGGAGAGGUUGUCUUCCUCAAUGUCUUGUAUUCAUUCUCAGCUACCACGACGAGUUGCACCAGCAUCGUGGCACAGGAUAGCGACGGCAACAUCUGGCACGGACGCAACUUGGAUUUCGCAUUUACAGAAGUUCUAAGAAACUUGACGGCUGAGAUUGACUUCCAAAGCAAGGGCAAGACUUUGUAUACCAGCACUGUAUUUGUUGGGAAUGUGGGCGCAGUGACCAGCCAGCGUCCGAAUGGUUUUACCGUCUCCUUGAACGAAAGACAUAACGGCACUCUUGAAGAAAACCUCAUCCAGAUUCUGAAAGCGCUGAUAUCCAGAAACACUGUCUUCACUUCGUUUCAAAUAAGAGAUGCGCUCGCGGCCGGGGACGAUUUUCAAAGUGCCAUGGAUCGCAUGACCAACAAAAAAGAGACGGCGCCCAACUAUUUCAUCGUUGGCGGGGUUCGGGCUGGAGAGGGCGCUGUGAUCACAAGAGACCGAUUGAGGGCGCUAGACGUGUGGCGCCUUAACGCAUCCGCUGGGAGAUGGUUUGUGUUGGAGACGAACUAUGAUCAUUGGCUGCCACCACCGAAGACAGACGACCGGAGGGACGCCGGGAACAAGGCAAUGGAGGCGAUUGGACAGAAAAAUAUCAACCUGGACAACUUACUGAAGGUGCUGUCUGUUACACCGGUUUGCCGUGGGGAGACUGUUUACACAACAUUGAUGAGUGCUGCCCACCCAGGCCUCUACAAAACCUUUAUUCGUCGAUGUGGCUAGGGGAAAGUUCAUGAAAUGAUUUCCUAACUUUUGAAUUGUCUGUUGCACAAAAUAUUAUCUGCAAAUACUGAAAAAAACUUGUCAAUUUUCCAUAAGACACAAAAAUGUCUUAAACAGGAUUGAAACUUGCAGUUUCCAGUAUUAUCGGGUAUUAUUAAUGAGAAAUAUAUAUUUGUUCAUUUUCUAAUUAUGGUAUGAACUUCAAAUACAUGUAUCGUGCUUUUUUAAUUGAACAAUUUAAAAAAUAAACACGGUGCACUGUAUUUUGAUUUUUCAGUCGGUGUUGAUAUGUUCGUACGAGUCUGAAAUUUUGCUGUUGGAAAAUUCCUAACAAUUGGAGGUGUCAUUGCAAAAAAUAUAAAACUGAAUUGAAAAAAAAAUAACUUAAUAAAAUGAUAUGUUAUUUAAAUUAAAGGCAAUGUUAUUUUUUUAUCGAUGUAUUUUAAAUUAAGCCUUGUUGAUGGAUGUUUUUUGUCAGUACUGGAUUCCUUGAAGAUAAAUAUUGCCAUUUAAUGAAUGCAUUAUAUGAAGAAAAAAUUAUAUUUUGCGAUUUGAUGUAAAUUUUACAAACAAAAUGUCUCUGUACCAGAGAAAUCGUGCCUACAAUGAUUGUUGACAAUUAAAAUAUAGUUUUACUAUUCAAUUUAUAUUUUUUUAAAUGCAACUGAAUAUGUAAAUAUUGAAAUUAGAUAUGCAAAAGAAUAUAUUUUGUGAGGGAGGAUGUCAUUAAUGAAUUAAUUCAUUCCUAAUUCUUUUUAAGAAUGUAGAGAUUAUGCGUAAUUAUACAUUAGUAAUUUAAAGUUUUAUGGUAUAUUUGGUAUAUUAAUUAAAAUAACUCAAAAUAAACGAAACAUACUGCAUUAGUUGGUUUUU